AGGGAUCGAUAUAGAGAAAAACUGAAGGAGAGGUUGGUAGUAGGUCACCGGCCGGCCGGUUUAAGAGUUUAAGCAAUGGAAACCAGAAGAUGGUUAUAUCUGAUAUUGUUGGUGUUGAUGAUGAUGGCGAGAGGAGAAGGACAAUUAGUGGAGAAUUUCUAUGGCUCUACCUGUCCAAAGGUCGAAGAUAUUGUUAGCGAGACAGUCAGGACGAAAAUAAAGCAGACAAAUGUUACUAUUCCGGCCACUCUCCGUCUCUUCUUCCACGACUGCUUCGUCGAGGGUUGUGAUGCCUCGGUGUUGAUCGCCUCAGCCAAUGGAGAUGCAGAGAAGGACGCAGAAGAUAAUUUGUCCCUUGCAGGAGAUGGCUUCGACACCGUUGUCAGGGCAAAGCAAGCACUAGAAAAGGAAUGCCCAGGUGUAGUCUCUUGUGCUGACAUCUUAGCCCUUGCCACCAGAGAUGUUGUAUUCCAGGCUGGAGGACCACGUUACCAAGUAGAACUGGGACGUCGUGAUGGUCUUGUUUCCCAGAAAUCACGAGUAGCCGGAAACCUACCAGAAGCCAAAUUCGAUCUCGACCAACUCAACUCCAUCUUCAGUAGCAACAAUCUCAGCCAGAUUGACAUGAUCGCGCUCUCUGGUGCUCAUACGGUUGGCUUCUCCCACUGCAAACAAUUCGCAAACAGGCUCUACUCCUUUACCCCAUCUUCCCCAGUUGACCCUUCCAUGGACUCAAACUACGCUUCGGAAAUCAUGUUAUCUUGUCCUCAGAAUGUAGACCCCAGUGUGGCUGUUAACAUGGACCCUUUAACCCCAGUAGUAUUCGACAAUGUAUAUUACCAGAAUUUGCUUGCAGGAAAGGGCCUCUUCACAUCCGAUCAGGUGCUCUUCACAGACCCUGCGUCACGGCCUACCGUCAAUGAUUUUGCUUCGAAUCCUAACAAUUUUAACGAAGCCUUUAAAACAGCUAUGACAAAGCUGGGAAGAGUGGGUGUGAAGACAGGUACAGAAGGAGAGAUCAGGAAAGACUGUACAUCUUUCAAUCCUGCUAGAUGAUGAUGAUGAUGAUGAUACUCUGCAGCUAGCUUUGCAAUGGGAAGACAUCGAUGAAUAAGAUGCUGCUGGUUGAAGCUACUAUUAUUCUUUUCAAAUAAAGCUUCGGGUUGCUUUGAAACCGAUCGAUGCUUGUAUCGAAUCGGUACUUGAUAUAAUAUAUAGUUAUGUAUACAAUGUUGAAGACUUGAAGUUGCUCAAAGUGGAAAUCAACUUCACGUAAAACUGUUUCAGUUUCACAGUGAAAUAUUAAAUUUAAAAUAAAAAAAAAA
Molecule: messenger RNA, 1325 nt
Organism: Nelumbo nucifera (sacred lotus)
Lineage: Eukaryota; Viridiplantae; Streptophyta; Magnoliopsida; Proteales; Nelumbonaceae
Product: peroxidase 51
Biological process (GO): response to oxidative stress; hydrogen peroxide catabolic process
Molecular function (GO): heme binding; peroxidase activity
Source: RefSeq, a predicted model, not a curated record